AGAUAUUUCUCGCACUCAGGAGCUACAAAACUGAAAGAACAUGAGCAACUUGACGGGAUUCGAAGCUCCGAUCUCCACCAUCGCCGGUGCCACAAAGCCUUUUGCCUUCAACUCCCCAGUCCUUCCGUUCAGUAGCGAAUUCCUCUUCGCUACCCCUAAAUCCUUCCCAAUUCUCAUCUUAUCCUUCAAAUCCCAUAAACCCCCAACUACCAAAUUCAACAAAUUUCAAACAUCCAAGACUUCAUGUAGCAAUUCGAGUACUGCACAACUUGAGGAGGACCAAGAAGUUGAAAUCGCUGAAGGAUAUACAAUGACUAAAUUUGUUGAUAAGAUCAUUGAUCUGUUCUUGAAUGAGAAACCCAAGCCCAAAGACUGGAUGAGGUACUUGAUUUUCAGAGAAGAUUGGAAUAAAUACAGAGACAACUUCUACAAUCGGUGUAAAUCACGUGCAGAUACAGAAAACGAUUUCACAUUAAAGCAAAGUUUGAUCACAUUGGCAACAGAAGUCAAAAAGGUUGAUGAAGAAAUGGAAAAACAUUCAGAACUUCUUAAGCAGAUAGAAGACAGCCCAAUGGACAUAAACGCCAUAGUUACAAAGCGUCGCAAGGAUUUCACAGGAGAAUUCUUUCGUUACUUAACAGUAGUUCAAGAAACACAUGAUAACUUAGAAGAUCGUGAUGCCAUUGCAAGGCUCGGAGCUCGAUGCUUAUCUGCAGUGAGUGCAUACGACAACACAUUGGAAACAAUGGAGUCAUUUGACGAUGCUCAGGCCAAAUUUGAUAAUAUUUUAAACUCACCUUCCAUUGAAGCAGCAUGUGCUAAAAUCAAAAGCCUUGCAAAAGCAAAAGAACUUGAUUCCUCUUUAAUUUUGUUGAUUAAUAGCGCUUGGGCUUCUGCAAAAGACUCCCCCACCAUGAAAAAUGAGGUGAAAUCGAUAAUGUAUGAGUUAUAUAAAGCAACAAAGAGUAGUUUAAAAAGCAUAGCACCAAAAGAAAUAAAGCUACUGAAGUAUCUGCUUAAUUUCACGGAUCCAGAAGAACGAUUUUCAGCUUUAGCAACUGCAUUUUCUCCUGGUAAAGAUGAUGAGGCCAAGGAUCCCAAUGCAAUAUACACAACUCCAAAGGAGCUUCACAAGUGGAUUACUAUAAUGCUGGAUGCAUAUCAGCUUCAUAAAGAGGAAACAGGGAUUAUGGAAGCUAAGGAGAUGAAUUUACCAAUGGUUAUUCAGAGACUUUCUAUUCUUAAGGAAACAGUUGAAGAAGAAUACUUGGAAAAGGAUACACCUGAAGGGAAAAAAGAGACCAAUGCAGAAGAAUUUUGAGGUACUAUUGUU
Molecule: messenger RNA, 1333 nt
Organism: Lactuca saligna
Lineage: Eukaryota; Viridiplantae; Streptophyta; Magnoliopsida; Asterales; Asteraceae
Source: the annotation of a GenBank genome assembly